Molecule: messenger RNA, 304 nt
Organism: Amoebophrya sp. A25
Lineage: Eukaryota; Dinophyceae; Syndiniales; Amoebophryaceae
Source: the annotation of a GenBank genome assembly
CAUUGAUCAAAAACGUCGUAGUGGAAAACCGAAGAACGCUGUUUCACGCUUACUAUUUUAUGAAACGAAAAUCUGUUAUCAUUAUCAAGUUUCUUAGGUAGAAAAGUACGAUAAUGAUAACUACAGGUUUAGGCUUCAUGUAUUUAGCCUUUUUGGUAUUCUUCUGCACGUCUGGGGUGCUGUAUUUGACCGAGAGGAGGAAUGGAAAUUUGAACGAGAUUCCUCGCUACACGAAUUUACCAUUGGCAGCAACGUACACGAGUAGACUUUUCACGGGCAACAUGGGCAUGGCGAAGGAAUACUC